AUGCCCAGAUUGCCAGAUCCCCCGACCACCUUGCCCACUCCGCCAACUACUGGAAGCACGAGCGCAAAUUCGGACAUCGAGAUCGAAGUAGCCAAUGCAUCUCCGACAAAAAUGGCGGCGCUGCGGCGGCAGUUGGAUGAUUCAGAGCACUUGGGGGCUUCGCGCCGCGCAGCAAGCGUUGCUGCUCGCAGUGAGGCGAGCGACGAUGGUGGAGCAUCCGCCAUUGGCCGAUUAGCGCUGCACGAAUCUUCGUCUGACGAAGUGGACAGCAGAUCCACUUCGCCCACCGAUGCCUUUGUCAGGUCCCCGCCUUCCGCAGGUAAACCCGCUUUAUUAGGCUCCGACUUGCCUGCGCGAGCGCAGGUGGAGAGGACCAGCUCGGGCAGAGUCGAUCCGACGGACCCAAAAGCUCAUGAGGUGCAGGGACCAGAGUUGCUGGUUCCCUCUGACGAUGCGGCCAAGAGGUACAGUUCGUCCAGCACCGCUUCGGAGGCUGGCGUCAAGGUGCUUGGGUACGACGCCAAUGCUGUCGCAGCUUAUCGAGAAGGCAACGCCACAUACAGCGCGAGCCCGGGCCGAAAGGUCGAAGGUGCAAGCCCCACUACGGCGAAAGUUGCAGGCGAUGCGCCAACUUCUAGAGAUGCCACAAAUACAGUGCGCAGCUCAGAGAGAGAAUUGCACGCGUCCAAGGCUUCGGCAGCGAAUGCUGGGCCGAAACGCAGCGCCACGCUGGGCAACUUCCCGACGACCGAGAGCGGACCUGAUUCGUCGAAUGGCAAUUCGGUCGAAACGGCACAGAGAGCCAGAGAUGCUAUCAACCUCGGAAGGAGCAAAAGUCAGAAACUUAGAAGACCUCCACCUGGCGUGAUGCUCACUGCAGCAGACUUGGAUGCCAGCGACGACGAGUACGAGUGAGUAUAGGCCCGCGUGAUGUUGUUUUCUUCUGAAUCACGCUGCUGAUGGGGCUCGCUUGACUUUAACCUCAUUCUUUGCGCGCUUCAGACCUGGUUGGGCUUCCGUCAUCUCUUCUUCGCGCAAUUGA
This is a messenger RNA of Ceraceosorus bombacis, 1042 nucleotides long. The record is from the annotation of a GenBank genome assembly. Lineage: Eukaryota; Fungi; Basidiomycota; Exobasidiomycetes; Ceraceosorales; Ceraceosoraceae.